AGCACAUACACCAAUCGGAUCUCGUCCACAUCGCGACGCACUUAUUGCUUGUCACGAGAUCAUACACAACAUACGAAGAAAUUCAGGCACCAGGUCUGGAUCGUCACCGCAUGCUAUUGUAACUUAAGAAAGUGAUAAUUCAACAACACCAGCAUACGCAAGUAGAUUUGCCUUUGCCGCAGCAUACUUGUUCCUUUGUACGCGUUUUGGAUUAAUUCCAUAAAGAACUUACCAAGAGGAAAAAUGUUGUCCACGUUGCGAUCCGCGGGUCUCCGAGGUGCGAGCCGGCAGGCCGGGAGUGCGAUGCGCACUGGCGCCCUUACACGGUUGAAUGCGGUACUUGCUCCUUCAUCGCAGAACGCGUGCAGUAGCUGUCGUAACGGAUGCGCGGCAUGCAGCAGCGUGGCGCGAGCUUUCUCUUCUGCCGCAGUGAAGAAGCUUCAGACAGGUUUGUGAAGAGAAAAAACAAUAAUGCUUUAAGUAGACUUCUCGACCCGCAGAGCUUUAGCAUCCCCGCCUGGCUGUUUCAUCCCCUUGCAUACGGAUUUUAUCGUUUUAGGAGCUACAACUACUGAAUUAUACGCACUCACCUUUUGUUGAUGUUUUCAUGAGGUUUCCUAAACCUACAUGCGAAGGAAUUUAGUCGUGUUGCUAUCCACCAAAACCAGGUUUGGCGCAGGAGCUCCAGCACGAGAAGGACAACUAUGAGAAACCCGCAGAGCUUUCUAAGGUGCCAGCCGGAUGGAACUUCACAGAGGAUGCAGGAAACGUGAACAUGAAGCUCGAGAAGACGCUUGGUAGUGCAGUCUUUUUUCACGGACAGUGUUUUUUCUCUCGUGGGAAGUACGUAUUUUAUACACCUACAUGCACAGUCUUCAGAUCCUACUUUGGUCUACUUUUAUGUUAGCGCCUCUCUAUUCAGAUGCACCUCUUGAUGCCAUCUUGAAAAAAACAGCUGGUGACCGAGUGUGUAAGGUUGAGUGGCAGCUGGUGAGCCCGCCAAUGGCUUACGAGGACGAUCCGGAGUAUCAGGAGGGGGAGACCCCUAUGGAUUGCAAAAGUGUCUGGGUCUGGAAGAUUGCAACUUGUCAUGGUAAAUCUGAAGCAUGCAAAAAUCUGUUUUGCAUGAGCGGCAAAAGCUGUCCACUUUUGACCAAGUUGGAAGGGAGUUUCUCAUGCAGGACAGGCAUGGCGGAGACUUCGCAGAGUCUGUCAUGCUAAGUCCCGCAUUCCAGACCUCAUGGGUCAUGGAAAAUCUGCAUGACAAGUCUACACUCUUCCAGACCCAGACAUUUUUACAUUUGAUAACCCCAGAGGAGCCGACGGAAGUGGAGCUCACCGUCACCGUGGAAACCAAGGAUGGAGCCGAAGGUACUUACAACUUCGAACACUUAUUUCGACGUGGGAGCAUACUUCUACUUGUUUAAGCCUCGUCACGAAACGUCCUUGUAGCAGGAGCCAGACUUCUUGCUUUUUUUUUCAUUCGUUUGAGUGCAAACAAGCAUGCUGAUACUGCAUCAAAGGUUUGACGUAUUUCUGCUCGACGUCGAGCAUGGAGGGGGCGAAGGAAGGUCCCAAAACGUCGCUUUCCAUCGGGAACUUGAAGACGUGGAGCUCCGUCGAGGAGCGCGACAAUGCCGCAGCUUACAACGGUCCGGAGUUCGAUGACCUGGAUGACCGAUUGCAGGAGGCCAUGGAAGAAUACCUCGGUACUACACAUACAAUGGGAGCUGCGCAUUUUCUCUGAUUGUGCUAGAAAAUUAUUCGUAUGAAAAUGAAAAUGUUCUCAAUCAGUGCAUGAUGGGAUGAUUGUCGUGUUGCAGAAGUAGCUCGAUUUACGUCGACUUUAUGAACCCCACCAUCUAGAAAUGCAAAUGAUUCGACAUCACAAAUUGAAUGAAAACAGCGGAAAUCGGAGUCUCGGAGGAGGUACAGGAGUUUGUCAAUGCAAGUGCUGCGGACAAGGAGCAGCGCGAAUACAUGCGGUGGAUGGAGAAUCUGAACAAGUUCGUCAAGGUAUUGUGAGGAAAAAUCCCCCCUCCCCAUAUUGAAAUAUUUCGUCUGAAAAUUUGUGAUGCAGAUUUGAGGUGACAAAUCCUGUCUGUCUUGCAAGAAGGCAAAGCCAGAGAAUCCGCCGCAUUAUGCCGGCGGUUUGUGAUGCGGUUGGGCUUACAGAGCCGACAUCUGUCACGCUAGUCCCCUACGUCAAAACCUCUCGACCCAGGCUUGGCAUAUGCCUGCAGUCCUCUCCAGCAAGACAGGCCUGAUUUGUGUACGCAAAUCCAGCAUCAGAAACUUCGUUUCGAUAUGGGGAGGGGGGAUUUUUCCCUUUGAUGCAAGGCCUAGGUGACAGAUUUUUUCGAACACGGCUGAAAUGUAUUUAGAGCAAUACUGGUUUUGCCAAAACCACGACGAACAGAUGACAUGACACCGACGACAGAUACAAAUGUGCGUGUACUUAUUUUCAAUGUAGGGGCUUUUUUGGCAUUGAGAUUGAUGCAUAACAAAGCCGUCAUAAAAUUUUCCGAUUCUGUUGUUGUCUUUUUCUUUUGCAACAGCACGUCAUAGCUGCCACACGCAGCGCUUCUUAACUUUUGACACACUUUAAGUGGCCGUUCCGAAAGGAUCAGGCUACAAUUUCCUGCUUUUGAGAACUCAGAACAUACUGGAUCCACUAAAGAAAAACUCGUUGCCUUUUUGUAGCGAGAAUUCGUAUGACCACACAAAAAUGACGACUCUCGACGGACUCUUCUUUGUAGCGUUUUUCUGAUUAGCGACCGACCACGUCUUCUUCUUCUAGAAAAUGAUAAAUCAGACCACAAAUUAUCCAUCGCUCUAGAAGGUUGAGGCGAUAAAAACGCGAGCCACC
This is a messenger RNA of Amoebophrya sp. A120, 2869 nucleotides long. NCBI's taxonomy places the organism in Eukaryota, Dinophyceae, Syndiniales, Amoebophryaceae. The record is from the annotation of a GenBank genome assembly.